AUGAUUAAUUUUAGGAUGUCUAAAAUGAUAUUCACAAGUUUGCUGAGAGUUUUGGAGACAAGAUACAACUUGCAAACUUCAAGAAACAUAUCUUCUACUGAAAUAUUGGGAAUUUUUUUAUACAUCUUGGGCACCGGUGCAAAAGUUUCCCAAUGUCGAGAAAGAUUUCAAAGGUCUAGAUCAACAAUAAGUCGACACUUUGCAGUUGUGCUUGAGAAAGUUUCAAGGACGGUCACUGAUCUAAUUGCACCCGAAGAUCCUUUUUUUAGCUCAAUACCCGAACAAAUACGUAAUGAUCCUAGAUAUAUGCCACAUUUUAAGGAUUGCAUAGGUGCAAUUGAUGGUACUCACAUUGCGGCUAUUCUUCCACCAAAUGAACAAAUUCCCUAUAUUGGAAGAAAAGGUAUCCCGACUCAAAAUGUUAUGGCAGUAUGUGAUUUUAAUAUGUGUUUCACAUUUGUUAUGGCUAGAUGGGAAGGAUCGGCACAUGACACUAGAAUAUUUCUUGAUGCAAUUCGAGACCCAAAAUACAAAUUUCCACACCCUCCAAAUGGAAAAUAUUAUCUUGUUGAUUCUGGGUAUCCUCAAAUGAAAGGUUAUCUUGGACCAUAUAGAGGUCAGCGAUAUCAUUUACCUGACUUCCGUAGAGGUAGACCGAUAUCUGGUAAAGAAGAGAUAUUCAAUCAUUCACAUUCAUCAUUACGUAGUGUGAUUGAACAAACUUUUGGUGUUUUGAAAAAAAAAUGGGCCAUUUUAAGGGAUAUUCCAAGUUAUAGUUUUGAAAAGCAAACGAUGAUCGUUGUUGCUACAAUGACGAUACACAAUUUUAUCCGAAAACAUGUCGGUCGAAAUGAUGCAGAUUUUAUGGAAUACAAAGAUAUUAACUGGGCAUAUGAGAAUAAUAUUGAUUCAGAAAAUGCGCAUGGUCGAGAAAGUGAUGAUGAUGACGGCGACGAUGAUAAUGAUGAUGACGGUGAAUCAAACAAUUUUAGUGGUUUUGAAAUAGAAUUAACAGGAGAUGCUAUAGCUUCUAGUUUAAUGAAUUCACUUUAA
Messenger RNA from Gossypium raimondii (Peruvian cotton), 1053 nucleotides. RefSeq lists its product as uncharacterized. The record is from RefSeq and is a predicted model, not a curated record. Lineage: Eukaryota; Viridiplantae; Streptophyta; Magnoliopsida; Malvales; Malvaceae. The transcript has 3 exons. The coding region runs from base 1 to 1053 and encodes 350 amino acids.